UUGGGGGCUGCAUGCGGCCCAUGGACCACCAGUUUGAGAUCACUGCUCUAAAGAAAAAACUGUGUGAGGCAGGUAUAGCACUUAGUCCUUAGAAAACUAGGCCACACAAUAAACAUACUCUAGGCAUCCAGCUGUGUCAUCUUCCUCCCUUUUAUCUUUUGUUCUCCUAUAUCAGAAUGUUUGCAUAUCGACUUCAGUUUAAUUUCAUAACAUAUGUUUCAAAUCAUUUCAUUUCCCCAUUUCUGAUUUUGUUAUUAUAGUAAGAUGUUAAAAAUAUCAUUAAUAAGAAGUGAAAACAGUUAAUGUAUCCAUUAACAUUAAGUACUUUUUACAGAAAUUAUCCUAUUUUACCAUCUGCUUCAGAAGUCGAAGACGAUGAUGUUGCACUAGAAAGGUCUAAAGUUUUAGGAGGACACUGUAGUAAUGCUGUCUUGAGAAUGGAGAAUUUGACAAAGGUAUAUAAACCAGGACAAUAUCCUGCAGUAAAUCAGCUGUGCAUUGCUGUCCAACCUGGAGAAUGUUUUGGUUUGCUAGGUAUGAAUGGUGCUGGGAAAACAACAACUUUCAAAAUGCUGACUGGAAAUACACCUAUCACGUCAGGAAAUGCAUACAUUGCUGGACAUAGCAUCAAGACUGAUAUAGACAGUGCUAGACAAAGUAUAGGUUACUGUCCUCAGUUUGAUGCUCUAGAUUCUCACCUGACAGGCUAUGAGCAUCUUGAAUUUUAUGCACGUCUUAGAGGAGUUCCCGAAAAACAUGUUCGAAAGGUUGCAGUUUGGGGUAUCCGAAAAUUAGGUCUUCUUCCUCAUGGUCAUCGUUGUGCUGGAACUUAUUCAGGAGGAAAUAAAAGAAAAUUAUCUACAGCAAUAGCUCUUAUUGGAAAUCCAUCCGUAGUUUUUCUGGACGAACCGACCACAGGAAUGGAUCCAAAAGCCAGAAGGUUUCUCUGGAAUUGCAUCAUUGACAUAGUCAAAGAAGGACGCUCUGUCAUUCUUACGUCACAUAGUAUGGAAGAAUGUGAAGCUUUGUGCACAAGACUUGCUAUUAUGGUGAAUGGCCAGUUUCGUUGUCUGGGUAGCAUACAACAUCUUAAAAAUAAGUAUGGCAAUGGAUAUACUUUGACAGUUCGUGUAGCAAACGAACCAAGUGCCAUGCAAGAGGUACAAAAGUUUAUUGAAAAUACUUUUGGGAAUGCUGCAUCCCUACAAGAACAGCAUUUGAAUCAGAUGGAAUAUCAGUUGGCUCCAUCGUUAUCCUUAGCAGUAGUAUUCCAAGAAUUAGAGAAAGCUCGUCAGCUACUGCGUAUAGAGGAUUAUUCUGUGUCUCAGACCACGCUAGAUCAGGUGUUUAUCAGUUUUGCAAAAAUGCAAGCAGAUGUGACAGAAGGAGUUCCAACAGAGAGUAUAGCUCGUCAAAUUGUCCGAAAUAAGAAGGGAAAGAGGAUAAAGGAUGGCAAUGAAAAUGGUGCUGCUGUUACUGGCGAUAUAGAGUUGCUGGUCCGACAUUCAUAUGCGUCUAGUAACAAUCAAUCAUUUGCUACACAUAUGGUUUGAAAAUAAAACUCUGUUUCUCACACAUUACAGAAACCUGCCAAAAAGCUCAUUUUCAUGAACUUGUAUUAUAUACUCAAGUGAAACCAAGUUGCAACCCUUGUUGUAUUCUGAAUGAAAGCAAAUCCAUGUUUCCUUUAACGUUCGUCAAAGCAGUAACUUCAAUAUUUUCUAUUUAUUAUAGCUGUGAUAUAUGUUAAAUUUUGUGUGUGUUUAAGCGUCUUCAUGUAUUAUAUAUAUAUACACACAUGUACUGUCUGCGUACAUUGAUUGUCCAUGUGUAUUUGCAUAUGCACCAGCAAUUUUUUUACAAGAUUUUGUCCUUGACUACCAAAGAAAAUCAUUUCAUAGUAAAUAGACUCAGGGUUAAGUGAAGAUUUUCUUAAUACCAUUUCCAAAUGGCGAUGCCACAAUUGUGCACAUCAAAGUAGUUUACAGUGCAGAGUUUUUUUUUUUUAAUUUCAAUAAUAAAGUAUUUAUUCAAGGUUCUAUAUUUCAGUAUCAUCCUAUCUCUUUUUCAUUUUAAUGUUCAAUAGAAUUUGAAGCUGCAAUUUUAUGCAUAUCUUAAAUUGCUUCUACUGAAAUUUCUGUAUUUUAUGAGGAUAUUAUAGUACAUCAAAAUAUUAUUCCUGACAUGUUUUUAAUCUUCUGAUUGGCAUGACUACUUGGAUCUGCUCUUGAAGAACUGUAUUUAAACAGUAUUUAUUAGUUAAGUUUAUAUAAUUAAUUACUUUAGCCUGUGUUUUCAUAAACUUCUAUUCAUUAAAAUAAGAUUUAGAUCAUCAGAGUAAAUAAGAAAACAAAAUAUUUUAAAUAAGUAGGUAGUAUAUACCAAAUAACAAAAAAAAAAAAAAAAAAAAAAUCUCAUGAUCAGAAUAAGGGCAGUCGUGUCAUUCGGGAGGUUAAUCUGUAUUUCAAAGAAUCUGAUUGUUGCAAGAGCUGUUAAAGUAAUUUUAAAACAAGGCAAAAUGACUGCUAAAUAUAAAAAUAUCACAAUUUUAUUCUAAAAAGAGAGAAAAUUUAAUCAUAGAAGCAAAUGAAUUAUUAUGAGAUUUAAACUUUGUGAAAAUUUCACAGCUGUUGUUGUGAUAAAAUUAAAAAAAGAAAAAGGUCAAUUUAGAUCAAAGGUAAUUUUUCAGAAGCUUAUUAAUUUGGCUGCAUUGCAUUACAUUAAAUAGCAUAAAAUUAAUGAAAAAGAGAUUGUAUGUGAUAUUGAAUUUGAAAAUGAGAGUUAGUUGAAUGUGGUUUAAUUAAAUAAGAUGAACCUGUGUUAUUAAGGCUAAAAUCAGAUUAUGAGUGAUGUUUAAAAGAAAACAACAUUUGAAAUAAAAUUAUAAUUGCAACAGUCACAAAACUGUGUCAGAAUAAAAGUUCUGAAACAGAAAAAAAUAUUUAGAAUUGAUUCCGAUUUUUUAGAAGACAUUGAAAUGAACUGAACUUGUAGAUUUCAGAAAAUACCAAUUGUGUUGCUAGUAUAUUUGCUUCUGCAUUUUGAGCUGACUUCAAACUCAUUCAAAGUUGCAUUUGUGUGUGCAACACAAAGAAAAUUCAUUUAGUGAAUUUUAAGUUCAAUUAUGUAAAGAAAAAUUUUCAACACAUUCAUAAUAUUCUUGUUUGGGAUAUCUCUUUUCAAAACCUGUAUAUAUUUAUUUGCAAGCAGACUCCCUCCCUCCAUAUGAAGCAUGGAAAAAGUGGGCUUCAUACAGAAAAAAAAAUUAGCAAAAAUUUUAAAUAAAAAAAAAAACUGUAAUCGCAAAUCUCAGAAAAACAUCUCAGAUAUACUUGUCAAAAUUACCACCAUGAGCUCUGAAAGUUUGCAUACCCAUGAUGUAGAUGGUGAUAUUAAUAAAUUAAUUAAAUCAAAAUCUGUGUGUAUAAUAAAAAAGCAAAAUAAAUUAAUAAAAUCAAAACAGUAAGUUUUAAUUACUGUUCUAAAAUAAGUUUCAAAAACCAAUUUAUAACCUUUUGAUUUAUUCAUCUCUGUUAUUAAAUAAUGAAUAAUUUAUAUGUAUGAUCCUUGUGCUGUGGAGAAACAGACACCUAGAUCCACCAAAUUUUGAACAUAAUCUUACCCAAACAUCUGCAUCACUAAAGUCCAAAUUUUGAAUUUGUUUUUUAUGUUUUAUGUAACUUUAUGAAACUAUGAUUAACAAACUGAACAAUUUAAAUGUUACUCGGCAAAGCAUAAGAUAUUCAUCUUUUAAUUGUAAUCAACAAACUCAGCGACAAUUUUAGACAAAAUGUCUUGCCACAUCCCAAAAUAAAAUAUUUUUAGCUUCCCAUGUACCAGUUUAUUUCUGUUUGCCUGAGUUUCUGUUGGCCAUAUUUAAUUUUUCUUUCAAAUUUAAUCUAUUAUUGAUUACCAAACUAAGCGAUUGAAAAGCAAUAAAUACAGUUUUUCAUCUCUAUUAUUAUUAAUUACUAGCUGGACUCACUAAAAUUAUUAUUUAUUUUUCCUUUUUUAUUGUUACUAAUUUAGGCGGCUGGCCAUGCAAAUGGUUAGUUAUUAUAAAUUUAUAGAUUUAAAAUUUCAAAUGUAGGAUGGUAAAAAUAUAUUAUCCACAUGGAUUAGUUGGUAAUAGCAAAUUAUAAGUUUAGAAUGGACAUCAAAUUAAUUGCAUGUAAAUAGAGUUGUCCGACAUAUGGCCUGCAAGCCACAGUCCAACUCACCAAAGAUUAGAAUCUGAUUUCUGACUACUAAUUACAGUUUCAUAAAAUUCCAAGAUAAAAAUAAAAUUUACAAAGUAAGGAAAAAAUGUCUUUAAAACAAUGAAAAUCAGGAGAAUCAUUCCUUGAAUUUUUAGUUUUUGUUGAAUUAAUUUUUACUUUAUGGGAAUCAAACUUUUUGUAUUUUAUUUUUUAUAAUAAGUAAAAAAUUUUCCUGGAUAUAACUAUAGGGACUAGGAAACUGUAUAAAAAAAUUAGAUUUUUUAAUUAUAACAAAGUUUAUUUUUAAAUUUUAAAAUGUCAAAACAUGAUUCUGUUUCAAUCAUUUUAAAUAUGUUUGUAAUUGGAAAUAUAUGUACAUCUCCAAUGGUUGCAAAAAUAAAGGCUAUAAAAUGACUUUUAUUGCUAAAGUUUAUAUUGUGGAAAGUAAAGUUAUAAGUUGAUGUAUAAUUUUGUAAUGUUUAAUUUUCUUUUUCUUUUCUGAUGCUUUUAUUUUACUGUUUUACUGAACACAAGUAACCUAGGAUAUGCGAUUUAUUUAUGUAACCUAGGAUAUGUGAAUAAUUUUUAAGCGACAUUUUACACAAAAUGGUUGGACAGCCCUAAUUUAGACCACUUACUUUGAUGCUUAAAUGUAUGUAUAGCCACAUUCAUAAAAUUCAUGUCACCUGUUUUAUUUUUAACUUUGUUUUCUUGUUAAAUUGUUAACAAAUAUUUCUGAGAGAAAUUCAAGAAGCAUAUAUACCUGACAUAAAAAGUGCAAAUUUUGUUCUCUGUAGAUUUUAGGUUUCAAAUUUUAUUAAUAAUUUUAUGAUUACAAAUUGCGAUUUUUACAUCUUUGUUCAUCACAUGUUCUUUCUUCUAUUGUAAUAAGAUUAUUUUUUAUUAUAUAAUUAUUCUUUUGCAUUACAAACUAUUUUGUUUAUUUAAUUAGUUUUUUUAUUAAUAUUACACUGUGUAUUAAU
Stegodyphus dumicola is the source of this 5182-nucleotide messenger RNA. RefSeq names its product phospholipid-transporting ATPase ABCA1-like. NCBI's taxonomy places the organism in Eukaryota, Metazoa, Arthropoda, Arachnida, Araneae, Eresidae. The record is from RefSeq and is a predicted model, not a curated record. Gene Ontology annotation, biological process: lipid transport; transmembrane transport. Gene Ontology annotation, cellular component: intracellular membrane-bounded organelle; membrane. Gene Ontology annotation, molecular function: ATP binding; lipid carrier activity; ABC-type transporter activity.